Messenger RNA from Adineta steineri, 489 nucleotides. The record is from the annotation of a GenBank genome assembly. NCBI's taxonomy places the organism in Eukaryota, Metazoa, Rotifera, Eurotatoria, Adinetida, Adinetidae.
AUGGUUAAGAACGAUAUUUCAUAUUUAUAUUCCGAUGAUUAUUUAACUUCAUCAUUAUCAAAUGAAAAUAGUUCAUCUUCAAUGGUAAUUGAAGAAUGUAAAUAUGAACCAAUUGAAAAACAAUCGUAUCAAAAAACAAAUUUAUCUAGUCAUCGAUCGAAACAUAUAUUAAUAUUAAGUUCAGAAAAUUUCAAACGUGAGAAACGACGUGAUAAAAAUCGAAUGACAAUACGACGAUUAAAUGAAAAUCAAAACUUAUUACAAGAGAUGCUUUAUAAAAAAGAUCAAGAAUUAAACGAUAAAGGAUCACGUUUAGAAGCUCAAUUUUUUCAACUUCAAUCAUAUAAAAAUAACUUAGAAAAUAUCGUAAAGAACAAUUUAUAUGUAAAUUCAAUUAAUAAAGUAUUACUAAAAAAUUCCGAUGAUUAUGGUCUUUCAAAUAUGUCAAUAACAGAAGUUUUUAAUUUAAAUAAUGGUACUAAUAGUUAA